CAUAUCUAAUAUAUGUGUGUGUAUUUAUAUGAUAUGUCAAGAAAAGGAAGAAAAAGAAAAACAUAAAGAGAAUUAUAGGUAGCUGGUCCAUUAUGGAAUACCAGAAAGAGCAGUGACUUUUGUGUUUGAGUACUAUAUAUGUAGCAUGUAUAGCCUGGAAAGGUAGGAUUUUGAAGACCCUUCCCUCCCUCUCUUGGGUAUUGAUGAGUAUUCUCUUUUUAAAAGGGUACAAAGCCAAGAGAUGGAAUGAACCUUUAGAUUUAUAAGUUCUGUGAUACUAAGAGAGAGAUUGGUAGAAGACCAAAAGCUUGAGAGAGUUAGAGAGUGGUAGCUAACAUGGCUGUCUCUAAUUUGCAGAAGCAAUAUAUUGAUUACAAAGCCUCACUCUUUCACGAGGGGGUCCUUGACGAACAAUUUGAACAGCUUCAGCAGCUCCAAGAUGAGAGCAACCCACAAUUUGUGGUUGAAGUGGUGUCUAUCUUCUUCAAGGAUUCUGAGAGAAUUCUAAAUGACCUGACCAAGACUCUAACUCAGCAGGAUGUUGACUUCAAAAAGGUGGGUGCCAAUGUUCACCAGUUGAAGGGUAGCAGCUCCAGCAUUGGUGCUCAGAGGGUUCAGAGAGUCUGCAUUGCAUUCCGUAACUUCGGUGAGGAGCACAACAUUGAAGGGUGCCUAAAAACUCUUCAGCUAGUGAAGCAUGAAUGUGCCAUUGUGCAAAAUAAACUCGAAUCUCUUUUCAAGCUGGAGCAACAGAUUAUGGCUGCUGGCAGUAGUGUACCAAGGAAGCAUUUGCGUUUUAAACAGAAAUUUAUGUGCUUUUUAUGAAAGCGCUUCCACCAGAAGUGCUACUAAACAA
Messenger RNA from Fragaria vesca subsp. vesca, 856 nucleotides. RefSeq names its product histidine-containing phosphotransfer protein 1-like. The transcript is spliced from 7 exons. Gene Ontology annotation, biological process: phosphorylation; cytokinin-activated signaling pathway; phosphorelay signal transduction system. The coding region runs from base 337 to 825 and encodes 162 amino acids. NCBI's taxonomy places the organism in Eukaryota, Viridiplantae, Streptophyta, Magnoliopsida, Rosales, Rosaceae. The record is from RefSeq and is a predicted model, not a curated record. Gene Ontology annotation, cellular component: cytoplasm; nucleus. Gene Ontology annotation, molecular function: histidine phosphotransfer kinase activity; protein histidine kinase binding.